AUUCCAAAUUUAGGCAGAAAACUAACUGUAGAGCAAGAAACUCCUGUAUGAAUAGUAGUUUUCUUCCCUAUCGUGAAGUGUUUGGAAAUCUCUUGUCUUGAUUGGUAAGCCUGAACACAUUGCUUUGUCAUUUAUUCAUAGGAGAAAUCCACCAAAUUUGGGAGAGCAAAAGAAAAUUGUUCAUCUCAGUUUAUUUGACUUACCGGAAAUUUAUUUGCAGAACUAUGAAACUCCCUUAGCAGAACAUCAUUUUUGGUCUCUCUUUUUUUAGUAUGUGCAAUGGCUGGAGAUAUAAUCUAUGCGGAUAUUAAAACUGAUGGGGCUUUUUCUCUAGGAAAUUCAUCUUUGCUUCAGAAAUCUGAUACUCACCAUCAUGGAAUUUUCUUGAAAGUUGGAUGUGCAAUUAUCAUCAUCCUUCUUGUAAUAGUAAUUGUGUUGAGCAUUUUGGUUUCCCAGUUCAAAUCUGCAAGACAUAAUACAAUGGAUGAUGAAUCAAAAGAGAAAUUCUGUGCUGGGGAAAGUAAAUCUGGAACAAUCGCCUCAAUAGUUUCUUUCAACUCUUCUACUGCUCAUAAAUCAUGCCCUUCGAAAGACUGGAGGCUACACGGGGGGAAAUGUUACUGGGUUGCUGAAGCUAAUAAAUCUUGGCAUGAAAGUAAAAAUGACUGUGCCACGAAAAAUUCACAUCUCAUGGUGAUUCGAGACUUCAUUGAUAUGAGUUUCCUAUGGAAGCACCUAAAUACCGGAGUGUUUUACUGGAUUGGCUUGACUAUUCCACCUGGAGGGGAAUCAUGGACCUGGGUAGACAACAACCCUUUUGACUCCCAUCUGUUUUCAGUAGAAGAAAAAUGGCGGACCCGGAGCAUGAAAUGUGCCCAGGUGUCUCAAAUUAAGAUAGCUGAACAAAAAUGUGGGAAAGUUAAUCCGUGGAUUUGUCAACUGUAACCCACACUGCAUGAAAUCAGUCUCCAUUUCUCUGACGGAAAGACACCACAUGAAGUUUGAACUCAGAAUAUAUCAAAGUCCAGAGGGCCACGUGUGUCCCAGAGGGGAGUUGUGUGUGUGUGUGUGUGUGUGUGUGUAUGUGUGUGUUCAUUCGGGUGGGUAUAGUACUACUUCUCAGAGAUUUAGGAAGGCUAAUAGAGAAAAUGAAAUGUUGUAGAAACUGAGAAGAUAGAAUGAACGUAUUUUUUCGUCUGAAUUAUCAGUUAUUCAAUCCCCAUUCUCAUUUUGCAUGUGGUUUCGAAACUUCCGUCUUUAUUUUCUCCACAGCUUCCCUCUAUAAUAUCCUUACCUAAUUACAUUUUUACGAAGAAAUUCAUAUCAAAAUAAAAUUUACAUCUCUAGCCCAGACUUUUCCCGGAUCACCAGACCCAUAUACGGUACUGCUUAUAUAACAUAUCAAGUUGGGGCACCUGGCUGUCAGUUGGUUGACCAUCUGACUCUUGAUUUAAGUUCAGGUCAUUACCUCAUGCUCAUGAGAUUGAGCCCCAAAUCAGGCUCUGCACUAGGUGUGGGGUCUGCUUAAGAUUCUCUCUCUCCUUCUCCUGCCCCUCCCCCGCUUACGAGCAAGUGUGCAUACACUCUCUCUACUAUAUCAAAGAAAGUUAGUUAAUAAAUGACAUUUAACAUAUGAAAUCUGAAAUCUCAAAGGCAUCUCAAACUCAGUAUAUAAAAAUAGUUCAAUCAUGGGGCGCCUGGGUGGCUCAGUCGGUUAAGCGUCCGACUUCGGCUCAAGUCACGAUCUCGCGGUCCGUGAGUUCAAGCCCCGCGUCGGGCUCUGUGCUGAUGGCUCAGAGCCUGGAGCCUGUUUUGGAUUCUGUGUCUCCCUCUCUCUCUGACCCUCCCCCGUUCAUGCUCUGUCUCUCUCUGUCUCAAAAAUAAAUAAACGUUAAAAAAAAUUAUUUAAAAAAAAAUAGUUCAAUCACUUUCCUCAUGAAAGGAACCAUCCUCCAGCACUCAGUGUCUCAGUCAAUGGCACACCACACAAGACAAGAAAUGUCACAACUUAGAGUCCAGCCGUGUCGUCAUCACCCUCUAUCUGGCCCACCUUUCUGUAUUGCUAUCCACUCUCCCUCCCACAAAACCAAGUAUUGUUAGUGUUUUUACUAAAUGUCUCUCAAAUCUCACCUCUUCCCUUCAUUGCUUUCACAACCUUAAUACAAAAGUACCAAAAUAUUAAGUGACUGACCUAACAAGGCCUUCCUUGUUCUACUCCUAAUCCGUUUCAGUUAUUCUCUACCACGUAACCUAAGUGAUAUUUUAAAAAUACACAUACUGACAAUACAACCCUUCUUUUGAAAAACACUUCAACAUCGUUCUUAGAAUAACACCAGGGAUGCCUGGGUGGCUCAGUCGGUUAAGCGCCGGACUCUUGAUUUCAGCUCAGGUCAUGAUCUUACACGUUGUGAGAUAGAGCCCCGUGUUGGGCUCUGUACUGACAUUAGGGAGCCUGCUUGGGAUUCUGUCUCUCCUUCUCUCUGCCCUCCCCCUGCUCAGACACUCUCUGUCUCCCUCUCAGAAUAAAUAAACUUAAAAAUGUAUGUCAAAAAAGUAAUAAAUUUAGAAUAACACCAAACUCCAUAACACAGCCUAGAAAUCCCAGUCAGCUCUAAUCCUCGCUUACUUAGUCAGUGUCUUUCUACACAAAAUUUAUCCAAACUCCCAGUACCAUGACCAUAGUAGACUAAUUUCAGGAACUCAUCCAUAAUUUCACCACACUGUCUGACAGACAUUUUCCCUGUAUCUGGAAUUCUCUUUUCUCUAUUCUCUAUCAAGUGAACUCUCAACCACUCUCCAUAAAAAGCUGAAUUCUUAAGGAUCUUCUCUGAGCUCCAUGACGAGGUCAAAUAUCCCAACAUUAUAUACCCCUUCCCAGAACUUAUCACAUUUUUGGUCUUAUCUAUAUCAGUAUUUGAGUGAAUAUUUAAUUAAUGUUCUCCACCCUCACUUGACUAUAAACUACGUAAUAACUGGUUUUAUAUUUCCAGUGUCUUUUAAAAUAUCUAGCACAUAAAUGCUCAAAAAACUACUUACGGUGUUGUUUUCCCUAAAUGAUCACAAAAGUAAAAUGCUGAUAUGAGACUGGAAAGAUAGGCUGCAAAAGACCAGAGGCUCAGACAAUGGAGGCCUCACCGGUAAGUCAUCGAGUGCCAAGGGAAAACUGGAGAAUUUUUCUGCGUGGGCGAUGAUAUUGACAGAGAAUCCUAUGAAUGCCAAAUGAGUGUACAUGGAGGCUUAAAUGCUUCAGAAACAAACUUUCUCGUGACGUUUAUGUUCACCUCUUUAUGGCAGUUACAUCCUUAGAAGCUUUCUUGUAAGUCAUAUCAUAACGUAAGAAUCUUACGUCUGUAUGUUGAGUUGGACACUGUAUAUGAACGUAUGGGUAAAGCAUUUGUGUUAUGGCACGUUGGCGCUACAUUCCAACAAAAAUGUUUUAUUUUAUGAGCACAGUGGUGUUCAUAGGACUAUAAGAAUGUUUAUUAAACUUGUUUUUGGACUAAACCACUUGAAAACACAGAAUAUUGUAAGGGAUGCUAAGCACCAUGGACUUGUGCAUGGGGAAUAGACACAAAAGUAGCUAAGAGUUUGUGCUGGAAGUAGUCUGGAAAGGUCUUGGGAUUCAGACACUGCUGACGACUGUGCAGGGACUCUGGUUUGCAAUCAGUUCACUAAAAGGCACGGGGUGGGUGUGCUUUCUGCUCAUGCGACUCUAUGCUGAAGUCUAGCAAGUGAGUCUCUGGUGGUCCUAGAAUAAUUCAUUUAGUAAUCUUGGCGCAGAUCCUUUGGAAAUGAACCUUUCUUAUUUUCUUUCUCCUUUCAAAUUUGGAAGCCUAUCCCAUUUGGACAUAUACUCAGGAGUUCUUGGAUUAUAGUCUUCAGGAAAUAGAAGCUACCAGCAUCCACAUGCCUAGCCAAAGGGAGAAGUCUGUGAUGGAUGAAGAGAACAAAACUCGGGCUUGAGGGACCAGCUGGACUCACUGUGCGGCAGACAGAAUCCAUAAUCGCACUCAUCAUUUGACAUACUUAUACUGUUACUCUGAUCAGUAUAAAACACUGAUGGCUUGGGUCUCCUGAAAUCAGUGUCCAUUCUGAGCCACUGCCCAGCAACUCCUCAAAAGUUUGAUUAUUUCUCUUUCCUCAAUGUAUAGUCACCCAGGUAAAUGGUCAUAGAUUUCUUUGGGGAAGAGUGGAGGAAAAAGAUGAACUAUAUAAUUUCUUUUUGUUUGUUUAGUAGAGUUCUUUCUCAAAGGUUUUCUCCCCACUCUAAAUUACAGAGAUUCUGGGUCUGUAAAAUGGCUCAGGUUUGGGAAUUGAUGGAGGGAGCAUGAUCUCCUAUUUUUAGAAUUAGGUUAGCCUCCUAAGAAAGGGCUACAUUUACUGGCAAAGAAGACUCAAUAGAAUUUCGGGUUCCAUGUCCCUAGCUUGAGUGGAAUCUUCCCGUAUGUCCCCAUUCCAGUUUUUAAGAUCUCAGUCCUUCCCGACCGGUGCCCUCACUUUAACAGAAGACAUCUUGCAAUGCUGAAAAUCCAGAAUAUCCAUCUCUUCAGUCUCUCACAAUGCUGUUAGCAGUGGUUUCAUCUUUAGGCCAAUUUCCUUGGAAAAUUUCCAGCUAUGUGUAGGAACUUUCCUAGCUUGUCCCCCGUCGUUGUAUCAGAUAACAAAAACAAGCAGUGCAGACUCUCUCCAGCAGAGGGAGCCAUUAAACAAACGUGUUCUUAGGGAGACGCUAAAAAACUUCCCGUUUUCUCUAUGGUCUUCUGAGACAUUGAGAGCAACUAUUAACAUCAAUAACGGACUUACCUUACUACAGCUUAGUGAUAAGAAAGGAAAAAGAAAAAAAAAAAUAACUAGUAGACACCAUACAAAAGCUUAGGGAAUGAGAGAAAAUAAUUCAACUUUUAUCUGUUUAAAAAAAAACCAAAAA
This is a messenger RNA of Neofelis nebulosa (Clouded leopard), 4927 nucleotides long. Its product is annotated as killer cell lectin-like receptor subfamily F member 1. Lineage: Eukaryota; Metazoa; Chordata; Mammalia; Carnivora; Felidae. The record is from RefSeq and is a predicted model, not a curated record. The transcript has 6 exons. Bases 280 to 945 code for a protein of 221 amino acids.